AUGUCCAACAUGGACUCGACAGCUCCUCAACCCGCAACUGCGGAGCCUAUUCAAGCUUCAUCGGAGGCCGAAGUCACCAAGCGCGAUGCUGCCAACGGUAGCCCUGCUGCCGAAGAGCCUCCUUCCAAGAAGGCUCGCAUUGACGAGCCCGAGGCGCCCGAGGAUGAACGCGCUUCUCUGCGCAACCGGGGCAUUGCACCCAUCAAAGCAGAAUACCUGAUCAAAUCCGCUCCCAAAGUAGUCUCCGAUGCCGCUACCGAUGAUGCAGCUGAAGGUGCUUCCCAUGCCGAACGUGACGACGACAAGAAGAAAGGGAAAAAGAAGCCCAAGGGCCAGAACACCAAUCGAAGCUUUGGUAGCUCCAAAGAUGCCAAAGGCCUGUGCGCCUCAAGAAUGUUCAGCCCAGAGUUCUCGCCUGAAGAGUGCCAAUUCGGUGAGAAGUGCCGAUUUGAACACGACCUGCGACUCUACUUGAAGGAGCACAAGAGGGAGGACCUGACAACCUUCAAUGGAAUCUGCCCCGUCUAUGAGGCACGAGGUACCUGUUACGCCGGCUGGCGAUGCCGCUUGGUCGGAUCGCAUUCGAUGGAGAGGGAAACUGCGGACGGCAAGAAGGAGCUUAUUUUGCUGGAAGACGAGGAGCGCAAAGCGAAGGCCAAGCCCCUUGUGCCUUUUGCUACUCGCGAAGGCCUUGUCAACAUCAUUUCAUACGAAGACAAAGUCGCGCUGUCACGGAAGCGCGAGCACACUCCUCGUGCCAAUCAAUACAAUGAUUGGCUCAACAAGGUGUCCCAGGAGCUGGAGAAAGAGCUGCAUGGACGAUUCCACAACGGUGCGGAGACUCCCGAUAGUGGAGAGACCCCCAAGACGAACGGUGAUGCCGAAAAGGCCAAGGAGGAACUUGAAGAUAACCGGGCUCAAUAUACGGAACCCCCGUUCUUGGCUUCUGAGAAGAGACGCAUCUACUUUGGGCCGGAGACUCCAGCCCUCGCACCUCUGACGACACAGGGUAAUCUUCCAUUCCGCAGACUCUGCGGAGACUUGGGCGCUCAAUUCACUUAUUCCGAGAUGGCACUUAGCAUGCCGCUGAUCCAAGGCAACAAGUCUGAGUGGACCCUCAUCAAGGGCCACGAGUCUGAAAUGCUUCCGCCAACCAUUACCCCUGGGCCGAAUGUGGUCCAAGGGUAUGAUAACUCCAAAGAUUUCAGAUAUGGUGCACAGAUCACCGCCAACAAGCCGUUCCAGGCACUCAAGGCCACAGAGGUGCUUUCCAAGUAUACGCCCAACUUGCGUGUCAUCGACUUGAACUGCGGUUGCCCCAUUGAGCUUGUUUACCGUGACGGAGCCGGCUCUGCGCUCCUGGACCACCCAUCCAAACUGGAGAAGAUCAUUCGUGGUAUGAAUGCGGUGUCUCAGGAGAUUCCUAUUACAGUGAAGAUUCGCAUGGGAACCAGAGACAACCAACCCAAUGCCUUGAAACUUGUCGAACGUCUGGUCCUGGGCGGCUACGAAUCCAGCAUUCUGGACGUUGGCCCUCCCGGUGCCGCUGCCAUCACCCUCCACGGACGUAGCAGACAGCAACGUUAUACUAAGCAAGCAGACUGGGGUUACAUUGCUGAGACUGCUGCCCUCAUCAAGCGUCUGAAUGAAAAGACCGACGAUCUCGCGGACACCAUUCGCGAAGCUGACCCACGCUACUUGCCGAACGGUGGCAGGACCUACUUCCUUGGAAACGGCGAUUGUUUCUCCCACGUCGAUUACGACGAUCACAUUCAGAACGCUGGUGUCGACGCAGUCAUGGUCGCUCGUGGUGCCUUGAUCAAGCCCUGGAUUUUCGAGGAGAUCCAGACUGGCCAGUAUCUGGACAAGUCUGCAUCCGAGCGUCUUGCCUAUAUCGAGAAGUUCGCCAAGUACGGUCUCGAGGCUUGGGGCUCUGAUGAAUUCGGCAUCGGCACAACCCGCCGGUUCUUGUUGGAGUGGUUGAGCUUUGCUUACCGCUACGUUCCUCUUGGUCUGCUGGAAUACCUCCCUCCGCAUAUCAACGACAGACCCCCUGCCUGGCGCGGCCGAAAUGACCUGGAGACCCUUAUGGGUAGCGGUAACUACAAGGAUUGGAUUAAGAUCACUGAGAUGUUCCUCGGCCCUGCACACAAGGACUUCAAGUUCGAGCCCAAGCACAAAUCCAACUCCUACGAGGCUGAGGGUUAG
Penicillium cataractarum is the source of this 2208-nucleotide messenger RNA. RefSeq names its product tRNA dihydrouridine synthase DUS3 (gene dus3). Gene Ontology annotation, biological process: tRNA processing. The coding region runs from base 1 to 2208 and encodes 735 amino acids. The record is from RefSeq and is a predicted model, not a curated record. Gene Ontology annotation, molecular function: metal ion binding; tRNA dihydrouridine synthase activity; flavin adenine dinucleotide binding. Lineage: Eukaryota; Fungi; Ascomycota; Eurotiomycetes; Eurotiales; Aspergillaceae. The transcript has 3 exons.